AGAGGCUGCGCGGCCCAGGGGGAGGGCCCGGGGAGUGGACGUCGCCCCUGCCCGCCUCCCGCCGCCCCCCGCCCGCAGGCUUUCGAGCCUCAGUCGGCGCUGAGCAUCCCGCUGCCCCGGACCCUCCCGCGGGCGCGCACCGGGCUCAACUCAGGCUCAGGAUUGCAGGUGGGCAUUUCCACUGCCCAGGAAUCACUGUGUGUGGACAGGACAGCCUCCUUGGAAAGUCGGCCAUACCGGAGUUGCGCCUCGGCAUGGGCCUUGCCGUUGAGGUAGCUCCGCUCUCUGCUCUGGCCUGAGGGUGCUGCCUGUCAUGGGGGCAGCCAUCUCCCAGGGGGCCCUCAUUGCCAUCGUCUGCAACGGCCUUGUUGGCUUCUUGCUGCUGCUGCUUUGGGUCAUUCUCUGCUGGGCCUGCCACUCCCGUUCCACUGACGUCGAUUCUCUCUCGGAAUCCAGUCCCAACUCCAGCCCUGGCCCCUGUCCUGAGAAGGCACCACCCCCCCAGAAGCCUAGCCAUGAAGGCAGCUACCUGCUGCAGCCCUGAAGGCGCCUGGCCUACCCUGGAGUCCUGGACCUGAGUAUACCAGAGUCAGAGUGUGGCAGCUGAUCCCAGAGUUCAGCCAGUCUGGGGUCCAGAAUCUGGAGUCCAGUCUAUUUGAAGCUGGACCCAGCAGCCUAGAUUGUAACCAGCCUGACUCAAGAGAGGCCUGAGUAGCCCUAGAGAGACAGGCCUGGAGUGGGGGUCAGGAGUCGGUGCUAGGGCCAGGGCCCUCUGGACUCUGCUCCAUCCCAAGGGCCAAGGGCCGCUCACAUCCCUAAGCUCGGUGCCUCUGGGCUCUCUAGGUUGGGGAAGCAAACUGGAACCCACGGCAAUAAUGGGAGGGUGUCCGGGCUGGGCCCCUUCUCUGGUCCUCCCACUGUUUGUUGGAUAAUAAAUGGAACUAUGGCUUA
Peromyscus eremicus (cactus mouse) is the source of this 951-nucleotide messenger RNA. RefSeq names its product energy homeostasis associated (gene Enho). The transcript has 2 exons. Gene Ontology annotation, cellular component: plasma membrane. The coding region runs from base 314 to 544 and encodes 76 amino acids. Gene Ontology annotation, biological process: positive regulation of Notch signaling pathway. Lineage: Eukaryota; Metazoa; Chordata; Mammalia; Rodentia; Cricetidae. The record is from RefSeq and is a predicted model, not a curated record.